Apis dorsata (giant honeybee) is the source of this 675-nucleotide messenger RNA. RefSeq lists its product as uncharacterized. The annotation marks the transcript as partial. NCBI's taxonomy places the organism in Eukaryota, Metazoa, Arthropoda, Insecta, Hymenoptera, Apidae. The transcript is spliced from 2 exons. The record is from RefSeq and is a predicted model, not a curated record.
UUAAUAUUAUAAUAUCAUUAUUUAAGAUGUAUAAAAACUGUAAAAAAUAAUAAUAAUAUAUUUUAUAGAUUGAAAGUUAUUUAAACGAGUAAAAAUAUGAGUACGCAAAAAGGAAAUUCCAGUCGAUCAAGACCACAAAAAUAUCAAAACCAAAUUGCUUUUAAAAAUGAUUUACAUGACAAAUCAAAUCAAACAAAAUGUAUUAAUAGUAUUCAAGUUGCACAUGUUUGUGAAAGAUGUAAAAAAAUAAUUGAGUGGAAAAUUAAAUAUAAAAAAUAUAAACCAUUAAAAAGAGCUGCAAAAUGUGUCAAAUGUGAACAGAAAACAAUAAAACAUGCUUAUCAUAAUAUGUGUUUAACUUGUGCUACACAAUAUAAUGUAUGUCCAAAAUGUGGUAAUGAAAAUAAUAUUGUUAAAGAAGAAUUUAAUAAAACAGAAAUUAUGAAAUUAGAUACACAAUUGCAGAACUUAUUUAAAAGACUAUCUGAACGAAAACGAAGAACAUUCAUGCGCUAUAUAAAUUCUAUAAAUAAAAAAGAUAAAUAUAACAAUAUAAAAAAAAAUGGAGAAGAAGAUAUGAAUGAAGGAAAAGAGAAAAAAAAUACAAAUAAUUGUAUAUCUAAAGAAGAUUUAUUAUUAAAAUUGAAAUCUUUAAUAAUUAAAGAAAUAGAUAAU